This is a messenger RNA of Bactrocera neohumeralis, 3126 nucleotides long. RefSeq names its product methionine-R-sulfoxide reductase B1 (gene SelR). Gene Ontology annotation, cellular component: cytoplasm. The record is from RefSeq and is a predicted model, not a curated record. Bases 156 to 860 code for a protein of 234 amino acids. Gene Ontology annotation, molecular function: peptide-methionine (R)-S-oxide reductase activity. Gene Ontology annotation, biological process: protein repair; response to oxidative stress. The transcript has 4 exons. NCBI's taxonomy places the organism in Eukaryota, Metazoa, Arthropoda, Insecta, Diptera, Tephritidae.
GCAUAUUGGUAGAAUGUGGGUACUCUCUAGCAAUUGUGAAAAGCUGCGCAAUUUCCUUUCACUUUUGCUUUAAAUUUGCUUGAUUAAGUAACAACUGAAAAUUUAAGAUUUCUAAAGAGGUUUUCUGGUUUAAAAUAUCGCCAACUAAUAUAAAAAUGUUUGUACUUCUUCGGAAUACCUAUACUCAGUGCUCUCGUUUGGGAAUUAUAAACAAAUUCACUUGCAGAACUAAUCUAAAUUGUUCUGUUCCUCCUAAAAGGACUGUAUCAAUUAUUGGUGGGUCUGCAGUCAUAAAUCAGAGAAGUUUCUCAGAUAAACCACACAACCAAAAAACUACAGAUAGUUUACUGCAAGAAAAGAUGGAAAACAAAACUGAAAAAAUUAAUGUAAAUAAGGAAGAGUUAAAGAAACGUCUAACGCCACUACAGUAUCAAGUGACGCAAGAAGCAGCUACAGAGCGACCAUUUACAGGUUGUUAUAACAAGCACUAUGAAAAGGGCGUAUACCGUUGCAUAGUUUGCCAGCAAGAUCUCUUUAGCUCGGAUAGAAAGUAUGAUUCAGGUUGUGGAUGGCCCGCAUUCAAUGAUGUGCUUGAUAAGGGCAAAAUAACCCUGCAUCGUGAUGCUAGUAUUCCAGUAGUAAUUUCGAAAAUGUUAGGCAUGGUGCGAACUGAGGUGCGCUGCUCCAAAUGCUCCGCGCAUAUGGGACACGUUUUCGAUGAUGGCCCGCCACCAAAGAAUCUACGCUACUGCAUCAAUUCGGCGUCGAUUGAUUUUGUACCGCUAAAGCCCAACAGCAACAUUGCCUCUGGUUCACCUUCCACAACUGCUUCUCUCUCAAAAGGGCAUGUGAAAAAAUAAUUAUCUGUUUACGUUUACAUUUUGUUUUCAUAAUCUAAACAAGCAAAUUUGUUUAUUCCUAUUUAGUACAUACACAAAAAUGGUACAUAUUGUUAUUUAUAGAAGAAACUAAUAUUAAAUUGUAUUGUUAUGUAUAACAAUUUAAAAGAGCGAAUGUAUUUUUGAUAGAAAAUGUAAUGUGGAUCAUGAUAAAUUUGCCUUGGGUAUAUAGUUAAUGAACAUACACAUAUUCACUAUAAUGUAUUUCUUUUAGAAAUUCGAUAUUUUCGUAUGAAUUGUCAUAAAUGGAUAUUUAUAUUGGUGACAUUUUUCUUCAGAGAGGUAAAAUAUAUUCUACCAGAGAGAUAUUUGGAUUUAAUUUCUCUUGACUAUGACGUUUUUCAUAAUUUUUAUUUACAUAUACAUACAUACAUGCACUUAUGGGUACAUAAAUUCAUUUAAACAUUGACUAAUUCAUAUACAUACAUAUAUGGUUUAAAAUUAACGCUUGCUGGUGUUUUUAUUUUAGUUUGCUUGUAAACUAUUUGUUGACUUGAUCCAUGUGGUUAUAAAUUGUGGCAAGCGUAGAGAAAUUAAAAAAUCUCGAUAAUUUCGAUUUCGAUUGGUGGCAAGGUUGCGAUUUUUUUUAAGUGAAAAUAUUAAUAUUUUGAUGGUUUUAAGUUUACCGACCAGUGCUCUAGAGUAUUGAAGAUGAUGUAUCUGUGCGAGCUCUAGUUAAAAAUGGUUAAUUCUAACACAAUUUAGUUUUUAACUAAUUAAAUGCUUGGGAUUAAAGUUUUUUGCGAUCAAUUUUGUUUUGUAUAAAUUGUUUUCUUUAAACUGUAUUUGGAGUUAAAAAUUAUCUUUAAUUAAGAUUUUCUCGCUUACAAAAUAAAAGAAAAUUUUAAUUCAAAUGUUAAUUCAAUUAUAGUUUUUUAUUUCAAUGCAUUAUUUGCAGUCUUACUUGGUGGAACUUCUUUCUUUUUAUGCUUUCCGCAAAAUUUUUCUUAGUACAAAUUAAAUGCAGAGAUCGAGUCGCGAUAAAGUUUGUUAGUUUCGUGCACGAACGCUUUAGAAAGCAAAUAUACUACAUUCUAUGCCUAUAACUUCAAUUACGUUAUAAUAAAUCGCACUACGAGUGCAUCAAAUACUUUGUAUCCUGAUAUGUUCGGCCACCAAAUAUAAAUAGACUAUAGUAUUAUUUCUUUUGUUUAUAUUUAUUUUUUUUUUUAAUUUUCAAAUUCAUGUCUGUACCAAAUGCUGCUUAUCAAUAUGUUAUUAAAAACAUUGUUUUAAAACUAAAAUUAUAUACAGUUGUUUAUAUAUGAAAUUUUGACUUUGAAAAUAAUAAAUUUUUUUCGUAUAUUUUUUCUAUUUCUCCCUUUUUCGCUUUUUAUACAUGUGCCUGUACGGGGGUCUGAAAAAUUUACACUCAUUACAACACAUAAUUAUAAAAUAAACGCAUUAAUGUUUGCUAAUACAUAAUUAUAUCGAAUAAUGCACAAUCGCAUAUUAAAAUCUAUUGCAUACGUCAUUCAUAAAAUAAUUGAUAUGUCAUAAUAUACAUAUCGUUUUUUUUUGUGUUUUCAAAACUUGUUAAACGAUGCUAAUACUUAUCAUAAUUUUAUAUACAACAAAUUAACUGUAAUCAAAAAUAAUAAACUGACAUUCUACGUAACUCAUUCAAUGCACAAACAUUUACUGAGUUAAUUUUACUCUUUGCUGAUUUUCUAUUUAAUAAUGCAAUUUGCAUUUAUCGUUUACCCUAAUCAUUUCUCUUCAUUCUUCUAUCAUCGCUUCGUUGUUAUUUUUAUUUCUACUUAUUUUGCUGUCUAUUUUCACUCUCAUCGAUUAUUUUUUACCAAUGCAUUUCAUAUUCUGCUAUACUAUUGCACUAUUCAUUUGUUCAACGUUUGUUUUUGUAUGUGUCAACAUUUUCCGUUAAUUGUUUUAUUUCUAUUAUUAUUAUUAUUUUUUUUUUAAUACAAUAAAAUAUUUGUCCUUCGUGUCCUCUCAAAUAAAAUUAUUAAAAUCAAAUAAUAAUAUGGCUCUAUCAAAAACAACAAAACCUUAAACCCAAAUUUAAUUUACACCAAUUGCAAAUUAACUGAAAAAUGCAAAAUUCAACUUGAAUAAUCGUAAAAUACAUCUCUAUGGAUUGUGCAUAAUUAACAUCCUUUGUAUUUUUUACCUGCCCAUCACCAAAUAUAAUAUGUAAUGUAUACAAAAUAAUAUGCUGUAUUUAUAUACAUACUAUUUAUAAAUAUAAAUGCGUACAUAUAACCCA